AAUAAUAUUCGAUUGUGAACCGCACACGAAUCAAUAGGGUUAGACGUUUUUGGAUCUUUGACCCUCUUUCCUCAUUCUCUCAAUCUUCAUUUCUUCGUCGACACCAUCCACCACCAUGGCGACGGCAAGCCGAUUAUUGAGAAACCCGUUGGCUUCAAGCCUUCGUAGCGUUGCAAAAAGGCAAUCAUUUCCAUCAUUCCGUCACUUAUCGCUUCUUCAGUCCAACGGAUCCAUCAGUGGAAGCUGGCAUGCCUCCGAAGUUUCACUGCCCACGAAACAAGUGCGAUGUCACUCGACCACGAACCAACCCGUAGAAUCUCGCACCAGCUCCGAUGGUGUAGUUGGGCUUCCCAUUGAUUUUGAUAUUGCAGCCAAAAUUGAGGGCAAUGAAAGUCAGAUUGCCACUAUAGCCUUGGAACCAGGCCAAGUGCUUCGAGCCGAGUCCGGGGCAAUGAUGUACAUGACACAGGGAGUGCAAAUGAAUACCACCACGGGUGGCGGCCUUUCGUCUGGCUUCCAGCGUAUGCUCACUGGACAGAACAUGUUUAUCUCUGACUACACGUACGAGGGAGAGCCAGGAACAGUUGGUUACGUGGCCCUUGGCACUGAUUUUCCUAGCAAGAUUGUCCGGCUUAAUAUUGAAGAAUACGGUGGCAAAUUGGUGUGCCAAAAGGGCGCUCUGCUUUGCGCAUCCCACACAGUUGACAUUCAGAUGGAAUUUUCAAAGAAUUUCUCCACGGGCUUCUUUGGCGGAGAGGGUUUUGUGCUGCAAGGUCUGACUGGGGAAGGAGACGCGUUUUUGAAGGCGGGAGGAACGUUGAUCCGCCGGGAUCUCGAUGACGGAGAGCAGCUACGAAUUUCCUCUGGUUGUCUGGUUGGUUUCUCUCAGGGAGUUGAUUAUGAUGUACAGAUGGUCCAAGGCUUCAAGAACGUCUUUGCUGGCGGGGAAGGUCUGUUCAUGACUACUUUGACGGGCCCAGGUACCGUGUGGCUACAGGGACAACCGCCGCAGAGGAUGGUAAGUGAAAUUGCGCGACGAGUGCCAUCGGGCGGAGGCCUUGGCCUUGCUGUGCCCAUCGGUGGCGUUGGUGGUGGAGGAGGAGAAGGUGGCGGUGGUGAGGGCGAAAGUACCGGUAGCUCGUAGCAGCCACUUCUAAGAGGCUACGGAAGAACAUCACAUCCUUAUUAGGCAUCCUGUAGUUGUUGAAAUUAGAAGUGUAGUAGAACUCCCUGCAAGCGAGAGAACGGAAAGAGUGGUAUAAGUCUGAUUGUCACCCAAAGCAAGGUGCACGUUCGGUAGCUUCAGUCAGUGCUCUGUCUCCCUCACUCCAGCAAUUUACUCCCAAUGCUUCGAAGGUUGCUUUGCUUCUUGAAUAGUCAGUUGGCUUGGCCAUCGGUAGUUCUUGGAACGUCUUUCUGGGGUGAUCGCUUGAUAGAACUCGUACCUUCGUGGUCGUGCUCAGGCGCCCAGUCACUAGCUCAAGUUUUGAGGUUUUGAAAAGCUUCGAUCACUCAUUCGAUGGUCACUUCCAAUCCACCACAUAAAUUAAUUGAUCACCCAGGUUGAAUACUGUUGAUCUAUCGGCAAACACUUAUUUUGUCUUUGGUACUUCUUCCUGGCUAGCUAUAUAACGUUUGUCAUUCGUUAUAGUAUAUUUUUCUAAAGUACCGUAUUUUUCUGGACCAUCAAGUUGCUUGACGGCUUUUUGUUUAUUGUUCUGGGGGCAUUUUUUUUCCUGCUUUCUUUGUUGUAUUAAUAGCCCAUUUUUCAAAUACAUGUCCACUUUCAACCUAUUUUUUGUUUGUUUUUCUUGUUGUGUGUUGUCAACAUUGGCCUGUUGAUUGAUUGUUGCUGUCGUUUGUUUCGGUUGCUGAUUGUCGCCAUUGGUGUUUGGAUUGCACUUCCAAUUAUCAUUUUUAAAAGCGAGGCCAUCCUUUCAAAACUUCAAGU
Molecule: messenger RNA, 1951 nt
Organism: Seminavis robusta
Lineage: Eukaryota; Bacillariophyta; Bacillariophyceae; Naviculales; Naviculaceae
Source: the annotation of a GenBank genome assembly